This is a messenger RNA of Lotus japonicus, 852 nucleotides long. RefSeq lists its product as uncharacterized. Lineage: Eukaryota; Viridiplantae; Streptophyta; Magnoliopsida; Fabales; Fabaceae. Gene Ontology annotation, molecular function: nucleic acid binding; RNA-DNA hybrid ribonuclease activity. The record is from RefSeq and is a predicted model, not a curated record. The transcript has a single exon. Bases 1 to 852 code for a protein of 283 amino acids.
AUGUCUAGCAAACCGAGACUGUGCAAAUUGGAGAAAGUGAGUGAGUUGAUCUGGCCAAAAACCAGAAUCUGGUUCGUGUCCCACCUCAACAUAAACAUCCCAAAUGAUAUCCCAGGAAAUUUUCUGAACUGGCUAGAAAGCAUCCUUGAACAUCCUGAGGAAGACACAAUGGCUGAAAUUUUCAAUCUCAUUUGGGCUAUUUGGUGCAGACGCAAUGCCUGGACCUUUGAUGGGCAACUUUGGGAUAUAGAGAAAACUCUAGCUAAGGCAGCUUGUAUCGGUGUAAGUGAACCGUCCCACAAUAUUUCCCCUCCUGCUAGUUCCGAACCUAUAAAGUGGAAGGCACCACCAAGCGGGUUCUACAAACUGAAUGUUGAUGCAGCAAUAAAAACAAACAUAGGCAUAGGCCUUGGAGCAAUUAUCCGAAACAACAAAGGGAAAACCAUGGCUGCUGCAACCUGGAUGAUUGAGGAGAUUGAGGACUCAGCCCUUGCUGAAGCGGCUGGUGUCAAAUGGGCUCUGAAAUUAGCAAAAGACCUGGGCUUUGAUCGAGUGUUACUGGAAACAGAUUCACUUCUUUUUGUAAAACAGUGGGAAAACAAUCAGUCGGGUAUUUCGUACUUAGGUGAUGUUGUCAGAGAAUGUAAAUACAUUUCUUCUGCUUUUAGUUUGUGUACUGUCUCCCAUGUGAAAAGGGCUUGUAAUGUAGUGGCAGAUUUUAUAUCCAACCUAGCCUUUACCCAACAGGAAAACUGUUGGAUAGAAGAGGAUCCUCCAGGGGCCUCUAUUUUGAUUUUUGCUGAUGUACCAAUUGCAGUUUCUACUGCUAAUGAACGAAGAGACAGUACUUAA